Serpula lacrymans var. lacrymans S7.9 is the source of this 1550-nucleotide messenger RNA. RefSeq lists its product as uncharacterized. The record is from RefSeq and is a predicted model, not a curated record. Gene Ontology annotation, molecular function: cardiolipin synthase activity. Bases 142 to 1041 code for a protein of 299 amino acids. Gene Ontology annotation, cellular component: mitochondrion; membrane. Gene Ontology annotation, biological process: cardiolipin biosynthetic process. NCBI's taxonomy places the organism in Eukaryota, Fungi, Basidiomycota, Agaricomycetes, Boletales, Serpulaceae. The transcript is spliced from 7 exons.
GGUAUCCGAACUUUUUUUUGAUCAUAUUUUCGAUCCUGGGCAACAACUGGAGAACAUCAAUUUCUAUGAUGUUUUGGACGGGUGCAUCACAGUAAUUAAGUAGUUCAACCUGCAAAGAAUUGGUCGAGCCACUGUUUUCUCAUGCUGCGGCCACAUCUGAUUCAGAGGCUUCCAGAGCUUCCAUUGAUGCUUACCCGUACUUUUCUUCAAUUUCGUUUUAUCCCAACUCGAGCGGGUCUUUAUGCAACAGCACGUCGAACCGUAAUAAACUCACCAUGCAUUCCGAGUCAUCUAUCUCGAUGCCACCAUCAAGAGUUCUUCCAAAAGCCAUUCUACUCAAGCUCCAGGUACUUUGCAACCAGUCUGUCGCGAUCCCAGAAGCACCAUGACGCAGAGGGACAACACAAACCAACUAUAAGAGAGAACAUUUACACUAUACCCAACUUAUUGACAACUUCGCGAAUAUUAGCAUGUCCUGUGCUCGGUUGGUCGAUCCUGCACGACGACUUUUACUUCGCAACGGGAUUGCUUCUCUAUGCUGGGCUUUCGGACUUGCUCGAUGGUUAUUUGGCGAGGAGGUUCAAGAUGCAAUCCGUGUUGGGCACUAUCCUAGAUCCCGCUGCGGACAAAACGCUAAUGACCACUCUGACAGUCGCGUUGACCAUGAAGGAAUUACUUCCUCUCCCACUAGCUGUCAUUAUUAUUGGGCGCGAUGUGCUUUUGAGUCUGUCUGCAUUUUACAUAAGGUACACAUCAUUGCCUGCUCCGAAAACGCUCUCCAGAUACUGGGAUUUCUCUAUACCGUCAGCAGAAGUCCGACCGACAUUCAUUAGCAAGGUAAACACAGCCCUGCAAUUGGUGCUCAUGGCUGUGACCACUAUCUCACCAAUUGCCCCUGCGGCGUUUGCCUUUUCCUUGCCAUCGCUGCAAUGGACCGUGGCAGCAACAACUAUUUGGAGUGGGUUGUCUUACGUUUUCUCUAAGGACGCAGUUCGUAUAAUAUCGCAAACGCACAAGCACAAACACCCUCCCCCACGCUAAACAUCUAGGUUAAGGAAACCAAACCGUUUGGUCAUGGGUACAUUAGAAACACACAGUUUACAUAUUCAUACAGUGAUACAUGACAAAAAGGGCCUAAUGAAUACAACAAGAUCGUGCAAAUAAUGAACUGAGGUAUUAUGCAUCUUUAUAUCGGUAAUCUAUAAUGUAGUGACGGUUCUACGACGUCGCACUUCCUGGAGCGCAGCAGCGACCGCUUGCUUUGAUGCACUCUCCUUUCGCCAUUUGUCGCUGGCAACUCUGUUUAACAAGUCAGAACGAGUUCUCAGACCUGGACAGGCAGGAGAAACCUACUUAGCGCGUCGCACAAAUAUCAAGGACAAGGCAACGCUUCUCAGUGAACGAUUCUUCUUAGCUGCAGUGGGGAUCUGGAUUGGUUUGGGAUAGCCUACUCUAGCUAUGGCAGCUAGUAUGCGUUGCUCGCUACAAAAGUUUAUGAAUCAAUCGGAGAACGAGUUCCUGAGGCUACACACCUCGCUUCAAACCUUGCC